AUGCUCCUCUGCGACACGUGCGACCGCGGAUACCACACCACGUGCCUCUCGCCGCCUGCGCACUGCGCGGGAGACCGCGCCGGCACGACGCGGCUCAUCGACCUGAGAAACCACAGCAAAUUUCCAGCCGGGUUCACGCUGCUGAGUUUCUUGGACUGGUCGUCCCUCCGAGAGAUGGAGAAGCGACUCAAUAGGUCGCUGAGCAUGGCUGAGUAUUGGGAGUUUCGCAUCCUACUUGCGCAGUACUGCUGGAGUCUGGAGAGGAGGAUUUGCCACGAUGAAUAA
Messenger RNA from Emiliania huxleyi CCMP1516, 285 nucleotides. RefSeq lists its product as hypothetical. The coding region runs from base 1 to 285 and encodes 94 amino acids. Lineage: Eukaryota; Haptophyta; Isochrysidales; Noelaerhabdaceae. The transcript is spliced from 3 exons. The record is from RefSeq and is a predicted model, not a curated record.